CGUAUUUUAUUGAUAAUGUCAGCGGUUACGUAAAACGAUAAAAAUGAUGCAACAAUUGCGUCCUUGGGUAUGUCAACUUCAUCUGAUUUUGACAUUGAGUUUUGACUCUUGAUUUGUCAAUUUGACGAGCCUGCAGUUUCAUAAAAUAUUUCGGCGUGUCUAAGACGGAAAAAAUCCUAAAUUUUAAUACAGUGUUCAAUUAAAUAGUAUCAGAAACAGACAUGGCUAAAGUAAUUACGCUCGGCGAAGUAAAGAAGCACAAUUCCGACAAGAGUGUAUGGAUGGUUAUUCAUAAUGACGUUUAUGAUGUGACAAGUUUUUUGGAGGAGCAUCCAGGUGGCCCGGAAUCCUUAUUGGAGGUGGCUGGAGAGGAUGCCACAGGACCCUUUGAAGAUGUUGGACACAGUGCAGACGCCAGAGAACUCUUGAAAAAAUACAAAAUUGGCACGCUACCUCCCUCAGAACGCACAAAGGAUGUGGAUAGUUGUUGUAGAGUGAAAUCUAAGUGGAAAAAAUCAAGAUCGGAGACCGUUUGUGUGCCAUGCGAAGCUUUGAGUACCGGACAUGGAAAGGAAUCCAAGGAAAGUAAAUCCUGGCGGACGUACGAUGGAUCUUCCGGAAGUCGACACGUCACGCCAAAGUCUAACUACAAACCUCCGACCAGCCCUAGAGUCGAAAAGAGAGUGCAAACAAUAGUUGUGCCCCGAGAAAGACGGCCGAGAGGACCUCCCUGCGGCAGUUCCAACUUGAAAUGGGCGAUAUUAGCCCUGGCCGGUGCGGUGGUCAUCGGCAUAGCACUUAAAAAGUACCUGAGUUAAGCCGAAUGAAGCAAAUACUCGCGUGGGUCCAAGCUCUGGAGUCGAAACUGGUUGGAACCAGUGUAGGCUGUAAGCCAUAUAAACAUGUAGAGGUGUAGUACUAUGACAGUUAUUUGUGUAUUAGUAUGUGCCUACUAUGUAUCGCAAUAAAAUUCUUGUUAUUGUCUGGAAUGCUUUGUAAGUGUUAGUAGUAAAACAUUAUUAAAAAUGUGUACCAAAAAAUUAAACUGGUGAGGAAUUUGAUAUAGAAGGGCAAGUCUUGCAGAUUUUUUUUAUUGGCAUAGGUAUUGUGGAAGGAUUAUGUUCUAAAAAGUUAGAUAAUGGUAAACCUGUGUAAUAGGUGAUGUUAUCGUCUUAAAUAUUCAAAUUUCAUUCCUACUUAUUAAAUGUUGUACUCAUAUUUAUAAUCGUGUAGUAAAAUGUUUGUUGAGUCUUCGGACUCCUUGCCAGAGGUACUCUAUGAUGCCUGUGAUGAAUAUUAAAAAAAGCCUCAAAAAGUCUAAAAUACUCACUUAAAUAUUAUAUUGGCUUCCGAGUGUCAGUGACUAAAAAGCUUGUAAAGGCAUUCCAUAACUUAUUUAUGUAUAAUAUAAAAAAUCCUGCCUGCCUCUUAUGUUUAUUUGUGAUAAAUGGUGCAUAUUAUAAUCUAUACUAAUUUAUAGAGGAAAUGUUUGAGUAAGUAGAUUUGUAGCUAAUCUCUAAAACUACUGAGCCAAUUUUGAAAAUUCUUUCAAAAUCAGCUUAGUAUAUUUACCACUCAAAAUAUAACUGUAGGAAACAGCUUAUAUUUUUAUGUAUAUUUUUUCUUAGAAUAGAGUCGCUUUUCCACCAUAUAGAGACUUUCCCGUCCUCACAACCUCCACUAAAACUCCUGUAAGCCAGGAUCAGCAUUGGCAUGCAUUUAAUGUCACUAAUAAGAAACUACAUUACCCCCGUUAUAGGCUACUUUUAUCCCGGGAAAAUAUUUAUUCCAGAAAAACUCACGCAGACCGAACCGCGGGAAAAAUAGUUAUAUAAUUUGAAAAACGCAAUAGCGUUCAUAUAAGUUUUAAAUUGAAUUUAGAAUGAUUAUGAUUGUAAUGGCGUUAGAUGUUUUUACUCAUGGAUGUAUCGAUUUUGAACCUUAUAUACAGACAAUAGGUGCUAACCAAUAUUGUACAAAACAGGAUUUUGUUGUGAUAUAAUUUAUAUUGUUUUUAUUGUUAUUUAAUUUUUCAUCUUAUACAAUAAAAUUGUUUAUAUGUAAAUGUAUCAUUUUAUACUUACUGUCACCUUAAUUAUAUAGGAAAAACGAUACCCAGAAUAAUGCGAGUAAUAUUUUAAAAUGACUCAGGAAGUAAUAAAAUAAAACUAAUAUAAUUGUAAUAAUUUAUUUUGUAAAUACACAAUAAAUAGUGAUAAUUGACAAUAUAAUAAAACAAAUUAUUGGACAUUAUUCGUGUAAAAACUAUUUACCCGUAAGUGGAUUAAAUACAUGUAGGAACUUAGGACUGGCUUGGUGGCGUUGUAUUGUGUGAGUCGAACCACUGCCUUCAGGUUCCGAGUUCGGAUUCCAGUAAAAACAGUGAUAAGGGGUUUUCGGCUCACUAUUGGUCCAAUCUGGAAUUUGUGCCGUUUGGUGAUAAUGUCGCCCUAUCACAUCAUGGGUCGGAACACACUUAGCUAUAGUGGGUGGUCUGAUUGCACCUCUGCCUACUACUUACUCCAAAUUACAUCUUGUCAAAAAAUAUAUAAAAUAAAUUCUAAAAAAAUAUAUUACU
Messenger RNA from Manduca sexta (tobacco hornworm), 2578 nucleotides. Its product is annotated as cytochrome b5 type B-like. Gene Ontology annotation, molecular function: heme binding. Lineage: Eukaryota; Metazoa; Arthropoda; Insecta; Lepidoptera; Sphingidae. The transcript is spliced from 9 exons. The record is from RefSeq and is a predicted model, not a curated record. Gene Ontology annotation, cellular component: membrane; intracellular membrane-bounded organelle. The coding region runs from base 222 to 818 and encodes 198 amino acids.